Saccoglossus kowalevskii is the source of this 1404-nucleotide messenger RNA. Its product is annotated as protogenin-like. The record is from RefSeq and is a predicted model, not a curated record. Gene Ontology annotation, molecular function: protein binding. Gene Ontology annotation, biological process: cell-cell adhesion. Lineage: Eukaryota; Metazoa; Hemichordata; Enteropneusta; Harrimaniidae.
AUGGCGAUCCAACCUUCAGAAGCCAAACCGUGGAUGUUAUUGCUGUUCUGUGGAUUGUUUUCGUCGGUACUCUGUGCCAAGGACCUAGAAUUCACAGUUGAAUUGAACAAUGCAGCUGUAGUAAAGGGUUCCUCGUUUAUUUGGGAUUGUGCCGCUGAAGGCGCUUUACCCAUUGAUAUCACUUGGAGGAAAGACGGGCAGGCAAUUGUAAACAGCGAACAACACACUAUACUCAGGAAUGGAUCGCUAUAUUUCACCACGAUCGAACGCAAGAAGCAAGACGAAGGCGUGUAUGAAUGCGUUGCGAGUAAUAUUUAUGGGACCAUUGUUAGCCGAGCCAAUCUUUUCAUAGCAUCUAUGUCUAGGUUUCUAGAAGAUCCUCAGCCAGUUACAGCAAGUUUAAAGGGUGUUGCAAGAUUUAGAUGUUAUUUAGACUCAAUACCUCAAGCAGAUAUUUCAUGGGAAAAGGACAGGCUUCCAAUUCCCUUUAACAACAGAUUUGUUGUUUUACCCUCAGGAGUUCUUCAAAUUCACGAUAUUCAGGAAAGCGAUGCCGCAAAUUAUAGAUGCAUCGCUGUAAAUAUCGCCAACAAAAGGAGAAGUGCGGAAGCCCCACUGACAGUGCAGUCAACAAUACCAUUACUUGAUGACGUGGAUGAUAUGAGAAAACCCAGAUUGGUGUCCAGAUCAGGCAGCACACAGGCUCUUGCUGGAAAAACAGUUAUAUUAGAGUGUUUAUUUGAAAGGUAUUCUCUGCAGGAUACCCCACCAGAGGUCACUUGGACCAGAGGAGGACAGCUGUUGUAUACAAAUAAAUAUAGUGUAUAUGGGAGAAGCAACUUAAGGAUCUCAGAUUUAGUAGUGUUUGACAGUGGUACUUAUGUUUGCACUGCAAGAAAUGUGGAAACAAAUGGAAUUGUGUCUGUUAAUAUUUAUCUUAAUGUCCAAGCUCCUCCUACUUUGGACAUGGUUCCUAACGGAGUUACAAGACCACGUGCGAGUACCGCUCGAUUUACAUGUAUCUGUACAGUGGACAGCAAACCCACACCAACCAUAACGUGGUUGAAAGACGGCAGGAAAAUUGACAUAAGCGGCCGUUUCAAUAUCAUUUAUGACGGUUUAGUGAUUGUCAAUGUGCAAAAAAAUACUGGAAAUGAAACUGAUGAAGGCCUAUAUCAAUGUAUUGCCGAGAAUAUGUAUGGUAGAGCCCAAGCUAGUGCUCGAUUGAUAAUAGAAGUUGCUGAAAAUAGCCCCAACCCUCCUAGGAAUGUUGCAGCUACUGUGUUAUCGAGUACAAGUGUCAAUGUAACGUGGCAGGCACCCAUCAUGAAUAUUACUGUUGAUAUUCUUACAUAUACAAUUCACUAUCAGUUAAUGGAGAAAAGUUAUAUGUCACCUGUAUAA